Talaromyces atroroseus is the source of this 1707-nucleotide messenger RNA. RefSeq lists its product as hypothetical. The record is from RefSeq and is a predicted model, not a curated record. The transcript has a single exon. Lineage: Eukaryota; Fungi; Ascomycota; Eurotiomycetes; Eurotiales; Trichocomaceae. The coding region runs from base 1 to 1707 and encodes 568 amino acids.
AUGACCAAUGAUACCAGAAAUGAUGAAGCAGAAACACCAGCCAAGCUAUCAGCCCCCGCACUUUCAUCCAGACUCAUCCAUCAAUGCCGUCUUUUACUAGCAGAAAUCGACGUUUUCCAAAACGCAGUAGCCUCUCGAUUCCGGAAACACCAGCAACAGCAGCAUCUGGUUGAACUGCGACUUUUGAGAUCAAGUGUUGCAACUGAACUGAAGAUUUUGGAGAGGUUGUCGGGUGAUGCGAAUGCACUUAUGGAGGAACGGCAUGCGAAGAGGCAAAAAGGCGAAGACGAUGAUGACGACGAUUUUGAGAUGAAAGAAGGGCGUAUAUUGCACACACUACGUUCUUCGAAUUUGUCCUUUCAUGUCGCCGUGUGGACAAUUGCAAAACAGUACUGCGAGGGCGUGGUGGCAUUCUCCAAACGGUUUUAUGGCGUCGGACAUGGACAACAGCAGCAGCAGGAUGACGAGAUGUCUGAUAAGGAGGGAAAGCAUAAUAAAGCCGUUAGCAAGGACAAACGAAAAGGUGUCUUUGUGGAUAUUGUCUACAGGAAUGGGGAAGAAUGGUUGAAGGUAUUAACUCUUUCCGAGAGUCGUUUGCUUUUUGAGAUGGCUGAGAAGGGCUGGGGAAUGGAUGACGAAUACGACGAUUAUGAUGAUGGCGACCUCCAAGAUAUACAGAAGAGGACAAUCCUACAAAAUAGCUCGAAAAUGGUGCCCACUGGGGGUUAUUUAGAGGACGAUUUCGAGGAUGACGAUGACCAGCUUGAAAUGAUAAAGAUGGCUGCCGAUAUGAUAAAAGUAGCGCGAGCUACCAGAGUAAGAUACAAGAAUCCUCGCGUGCGUAUAAUCGCUCCCAGGCUCGAAGAGGGAAAAAUACCCGAGGUAGACAGGAUUUUAAAUAUCGUCCGAGGUUAUGGAGUGGCCAUCGAAUGUGGGACAAAAGUACCUGAUGUGUUCAAUGAGGAAACGAACGAUCAACGAGAUCCUCACUCGAUUACCGAAUCCGAUUUACCAAUUUCGACUAUGCUUCCUAACCCAUUCAAAGAAUUCACCGACACUAUAAAUGUUGAUUGCACACUGCUCUUGGCGGUUGUGUCAGAGCUAUCGCAUAAACGACACAUAACCCCUUCACCCAAGUAUCAUCGGGCCAUCCUAAGGCAGAUCGAGGUCGAGAAUGAAUUGCCUCUGCUCCCUGCCGAGCUCUGGCCAGCCAUGACCAACCGAAAACUUGUCUGCACUGAAGAAGCCGUUACAAGAAUGAAAGAAAUUGUCGGUACCAUCGGCACAGAGAGCGAAAAACUGAGAACAGCUAUCUUUCUAGGUGAAGGUGACAUGGAGGGACUAGAAACGGACACGCUGCUUAGCAAGUUCCAACAGUUGUCCGAUCACCCCAUUCCCAAUCAAUUGCAGAUCCCUAUCCAAGUGGUAGAUGCUCACGCAGAGAUUGAUGCGGCCUUGCAGCAAAACAAAUUUCCUCCAGUUUUUCAUAAGGUUACCGAGUUUCUCACCGAUAUCAACCGCAGUGUUUUCCUGUAUGGCUGGGCCACAGGCAUCGUCACUAUCACGAGUAAUAAUACUGUUGUCAGGCAAAUCGAAAACACCAUAGAAAGAAAUCGAGGAGAUGACGAUGCAAUGGAGGGCCCUAAAACGUGGGUAUGUGAUACAGCUAGGAGUUUGAUCGGAAAAGAAAAGAAUCGAAAACCAUAG